AUGGGGGACGUGCAGUAUCUACGCAGCUUGCUGGUCACUCACCCCGACUUUCCCAAGAAGGGAGUCAAUUUUUUGGACAUCUUCCCAAUCCUCCGCGAUCCCGUCGCCUUUGAAACACUCAUCACGCAUUUUGUUCACCACAUCACCUCCUAUACGCUCACAAACUCAGCGUACAAGAAGAUUGAUGUUGUUGUUGGUCUCGAUGCCAGAGGAUUCCUCAUUGGCCCCAUUAUUGCCAUGAGACUAGGAGCAGCGUUUGUGCCCGUCCGCAAAAAAGGAAAGCUGCCCGGCGAGUGCGUUUCCGCAACAUACGAGAAGGAAUACGGCACCGAUGUGUUCGAAAUGCAGGCUGGCGCCAUUCGGCCAGGGCAGAAUGUUGUUGUCGUCGACGAUUUGAUCGCUACGGGUGGAUCAGCACGAGCUGCAGGCGAGCUGGUCAAACAGCAAGGCGGCCAGACUCUUGAAUACCUCUUUAUCGUCGGCUUGGUCUUCCUUGAGCAUCUUUGGAACCUCGACGCGCCUAGCUAUUCAGUUGUCCAGGCUUCGGAGUAG
Molecule: messenger RNA, 552 nt
Organism: Coniophora puteana RWD-64-598 SS2
Lineage: Eukaryota; Fungi; Basidiomycota; Agaricomycetes; Boletales; Coniophoraceae
Product: adenine phosphoribosyltransferase
Exons: 4
Coding region: 1-552 (183 amino acids)
Biological process (GO): AMP salvage; adenine salvage
Cellular component (GO): cytoplasm
Molecular function (GO): adenine phosphoribosyltransferase activity; adenine binding; AMP binding
Source: RefSeq, a predicted model, not a curated record